Gopherus flavomarginatus (Mexican gopher tortoise) is the source of this 3802-nucleotide messenger RNA. RefSeq names its product EGF like repeats and discoidin domains 3 (gene EDIL3). Gene Ontology annotation, molecular function: calcium ion binding. Lineage: Eukaryota; Metazoa; Chordata; Testudines; Testudinidae. The record is from RefSeq and is a predicted model, not a curated record. The transcript has 11 exons. Bases 469 to 1911 code for a protein of 480 amino acids.
GGUGGCUCUCCGCUCCGAGGCACGCCGCCUCUGUUUGUAUACAGUGCGCUCUCCAGUCAGCAGGGCUCUGUCCUCUCUCCCUUCAUUGUUCCCUUCCCGGCAGAAGCCCCUGCAGCAGCAGGCGCCGGAGGAGGCGGCUGUCACCAGCCCACUGGCAGACAAGAGGGAGCGCCACACACGCAGCCUGCUCCCGAGCGCAUCGCCGGACCAGCCCCUGCUCUGCGAGCCGCGAUGGACUUGCAGCGCUCAGACUGUGAGCUGCUCUGCCUGGUUCCGGGAUCUUAUUAGUAGGGGAAGAGGCAGAACUCAGCCACCCGCAAGAGAAUUAGCCUUAUUCCAAGGAACCUCCAGGAAGAGGACAUCUUCUCGCUGAGUCGUCUGGUGGAAGGAUCCCCCCGCUCUUCCUCCUCCUUUCCAAACGAACCCCCCUGCCUGGGCUUGCCCCUUGGGGGAGGAAAAAGGAUCACCAUGAGCCGCUUGCUGGUCGCUUGGCUUUUGCUCUGUUUGAGCCUCGGGGGGCCGCAAAUCACCCAAGGAGAUGUGUGUGAUUCCAACCCCUGUGAAAACGGUGGCAUCUGUUUGUCUGGGUUGGCUGAUGACUUCUUUUCAUGUGAAUGUCCCAGUGGCUUCACAGACCCCAACUGUUCUAGUGUUGUGGAGGUUGAAUCUGAUGAAGAGGAGCCAACUUCAGCAGGACCUUGCCUUCCUAAUCCCUGUCAUAAUGGUGGAACCUGUGAAAUUAGUGAAGCAUUUCGAGGGGAUACAUUCAUAGGAUACAUCUGUAAAUGUCCAAAGGGAUUUAAUGGAAUUCACUGCCAGCACAAUGUAAACGAAUGUGAAACUGAACCUUGUAAAAAUGGUGGCAUUUGUACAGAUCUUGUUGCCAACUAUUCCUGUGAGUGUCCAGGUGAAUUUAUGGGAAGGAACUGCCAAUACAGAUGCUCUGGCCCGUUGGGAAUAGAAGGAGGAAUUGUAUCAAACCAACAAAUUACUGCAUCAUCCACCCAUCGAGCUCUUUUUGGGCUCCAGAAAUGGUAUCCGUACUAUGCACGACUUAAUAAGAAGGGUCUUGUAAAUGCUUGGACUGCUGCAGAAAAUGACAGAUGGCCAUGGAUUCAGAUAAACCUGCAAAGGAAGAUGAGAGUCACUGGAGUUAUAACCCAAGGUGCCAAGAGGAUUGGAAGCCCAGAAUAUAUAAAAUCUUACAAAAUUGCAUACAGUAAUGAUGGGAAGUCCUGGCUGACAUACAAAGUAAAAGGCACCAAUGAAGAUAUGGUGUUCCAUGGAAAUGUGGACAACAACACUCCCUAUGCCAAUUCUUUUACGCCUCCAAUAAAAUCACAAUACAUUCGACUAUAUCCUCAGGUUUGCAGAAGACACUGUACGUUGAGAAUGGAACUUCUUGGCUGUGAAUUAUCAGGUUGCUCUGAACCUCUGGGGAUGAAAUCAGGGCAUAUACAGGACUAUCAGAUUACUGCCUCCAGCAUCUUCAGAACACUCAACAUGGACAUGUUCACUUGGGAACCUAGGAAAGCCCGGCUAGACAAACAAGGCAAAGUGAAUGCCUGGACUUCAGGUCAUAGUGAUCAGUCACAGUGGUUGCAGAUUGACCUCCUUGUUCCUACAAAAGUGACUGGCAUAAUUACUCAAGGAGCUAAAGAUUUUGGUCAUGUACAGUUUGUGGGCUCUUAUAAACUUGCUUACAGUAAUGAUGGGGAGCACUGGACCAUCUACCAGGAUGAAAAACAAAAAAAAGAUAAGGUUUUCCAGGGAAAUUUUGACAAUGACACACACAGAAAGAAUGUCAUUGACCCACCAAUCUAUGCACGGCACAUAAGGAUCCUCCCUUGGUCAUGGUAUGGCAGGAUCACUUUAAGGUCAGAGCUGUUGGGCUGCACAGAAGAGGACUGAAGAGGAUCUCUGUUUGACAACACAAUUCCCUAUAUUCCUAAAAGUAUCUCUGUAGAAGAAACUGUGCAAAACCUGUAGAAAAUUGAAUGGGUUUUUCAUGAAAAAGUGCUCACUUUUUGGUAGGCCGCUAACUGUCUUUUGUAACGAGGUCUAAGCCUGCCCUUUAAAGGAUCCAACCUGAUUCUGCCCUUUAAAUCUGUUACAGUAUUGUCCCUUUUGCUGUGCAAUUACCUUUCUCAUUUUCUUUUUGAGUUGUUCACACUGGUUGAAAUGUGUUAAGGGAAGAACAGCAGCAUCCUUUUUACAAGGAAGGAGAAACGGCAUGAAAAAGAUCAUUUGCAGCUUUAGAAACCCUGGGCUGACACAUUGUUUGCAAAUCGCACUAUCAUCUUACUUGCAAAAAGAGAUACUGCAGCUUUUAGCAAUAAGUUUUCUCUGGGAUGACUGCAUUAUAUUGUUUCCCUCGUGCCUAUCAGACAUUGUCAGUAUUUAUGAUACACAUUUUGGAAGAUACUCUGUGGUAUAUGGUACUUGUGAUGUUGCAAACUACCUUUCAUUACUUUUAUUUAAACUACAGAGUCCAUGCAACAGCAUUUUGUUUCCAUUCAGUUUACUUUAUAUUAUGCAUGCUGUGGACAUAGUCACUGUCUUUUUUACAUUAAUCUCAUUGCUAGCAUUGUUUUCUUUAAAAGAACUGACCCAUUUGUAUGUGGAACAAAAUCUAUUAUCAGUAUAUUACGGAGUUAAUGACUUUGUUAAAGCAAAGUUUAUGAAUUCAGUUUGCAAUUUUAUUUUUCAAGAAGGCUGAGAUUAGACACUGUGGACCAAAUUCAAGGCCCAAGUACUUUUAGCAUGGAAACAGAUGCACAUCUAUGCUGCAAAAACAGUAUUAAUAGGCACCCAUAUUCUGACUUGCUCAGGGGUGGGCAUGCAGUCUGCACAGAGCUGCCCAGGAGAUUACUUAUCUCAGAAGCCUCCUUAGUCUUAGUGAGGGAGGGUGCAUGUGGGAUCUGAGAGUAGAUGCUAAUAUACACGGCUCACUUUUCCCAGCCCCGGCACUGCCCUGGUAUGCUCCCUCUAUGGUGCUGGCCAGGAAGUUCCUGCAGAAUGUGAACUCAACAGUGUCAAAGGAACAUGUAAAUGUUGAGCUCUUCAGAUCCCCUCCUGACUAUAGCAUGUCAGUGAGUAAUGUGAAGCUUGAAUUUGUCCCUGUUUGUUCACUGUAUGCCAUUGUUGCCCCUUUUCGAUCAAGUGGCUAUUCAAAGUUCAAGGCCCUGGUUCCUGGGGAUGUUACAGUAGGGAGUAAAAAUUGAUGUAGACUGAUAUUUUCUCUGACAUAAUCUUCUUAUUUAGAAGGAAUGUACAGGAUCCUGCUUCUCCGAGUGCAGGAGGAAUCAGAAACAAAAGAAUAGUUUCUUAGCUUACAACUCCAAGGCUCUUUAGCCAAAACCACACCCACAGACCUCUCUCUCUAGCUUUUUUCCAGGGUCAUACACUUUGUUCACAGGCUGCUGCUUGGCAUUCUCCCAUUUUGCCUGUGUCUCUCCAUUUCUGUUCUCUGUGCUCCCUUCCCUCUCACACACAGGCACUUCACCCAAACCAACAUAGCCUUUUUAUCUUGAUGAGGAGGAGGGAUUAUGAUUAAUUUAUCCUUACAGGUUAUGCUAAUUGAAGGGUGUAUUCACACCCAUCCACCUCACUGGGUUUUUUUUAACUAAGCCCAUAGCAAAAUUUCACCCAUCUCAUUACAUUAUUCACAGAAUUAUUUCCUUUUCUAGCCCCCCCAGACAUGUUACAUUGUGUUAACAACAUCCUAUUCAGAUAGGACCCAAUUCUGAGGUAUCGUCUGCAGGUGCAUGUGGACAAAAGCUGCUGAACAGCUACGUGUCUG